AUGCCCUCGGCACACAUACUUGUGGAUUGUGCUCACCACAACAAAUUGGGCAAUGUCGCGGCCAAUUCUGGGAUUCUCGUCCGACUGAAUUCUCCACAUGAUGAAGCGAGAAAUACUGUGAACGCUAUUGAGCGGGACCUGCAUAUGACUCCUGACAAUGGCAACGGCGAUGGAAAUGCAAGCCCGACUGAGACGUCGCAGUUACUGUCCAUACUGGCUAGCGAGAAGCUUAAUAGCUCGAUUCAGACUUUCAUGGCGAUGUGUGUUGCAAUUCUCCCCUCGGGGCUAUCUUUUUGCCUUGACCCGACUUUCUUUUUCUUUUUCACGGUGACCUUUUUUUACAGGGAGCUUCACUUGCAGAUCAAGCUGAUCGAGCUGCAAGAUUUACUGAAGAACACGCAGCAUGAGCCGCGGUUAAAGGGACCAUUCCCUAUCGCGAUGUAUUGUUCUAUCUUGACGAGUCUCUAG
Fomitiporia mediterranea MF3/22 is the source of this 468-nucleotide messenger RNA. RefSeq lists its product as uncharacterized. The transcript is spliced from 2 exons. The record is from RefSeq and is a predicted model, not a curated record. The coding region runs from base 1 to 468 and encodes 155 amino acids. NCBI's taxonomy places the organism in Eukaryota, Fungi, Basidiomycota, Agaricomycetes, Hymenochaetales, Hymenochaetaceae.